Molecule: messenger RNA, 4425 nt
Organism: Zingiber officinale
Lineage: Eukaryota; Viridiplantae; Streptophyta; Magnoliopsida; Zingiberales; Zingiberaceae
Product: lysine-specific demethylase JMJ18-like
Exons: 12
Coding region: 315-4043 (1242 amino acids)
Biological process (GO): chromatin remodeling
Cellular component (GO): nucleus
Molecular function (GO): histone H3K4me/H3K4me2/H3K4me3 demethylase activity
Source: RefSeq, a predicted model, not a curated record
UUCGUUCGUUGGAUUCGGAUAUGGAUUUCAGUUAAAGCUUGUGUUUUUAUGGUGCUAUUCAUCAUAAAAACGCCUGCUUUCUCCUCCUCCCACUUGAAUUCCUCGUGUGGUUGCGAUUGAUUUAGCACAGAGCUAGUCGCAAUUUGCUUGGAUUAUUCGAUUGGAGUUGGAGGGGGGUGAACACCGGCCUCGAAUCCAGCUUGCUUCCCUUGGGGGUUCUUUUGCCAUCUCCGGCUCAUGCAAUCAGGUACAUGUGGAUUGAAUGCUGUACAUAGGAUUUUCAUUUACCUAGUGAAGAAAUAGUUUCAGAAGAUAUGCUCUCCUCAAAAGAAGGGCCGGAAGAUAUGCCUGUCGACGCCAGGGAGGAUGCAGGCAUUCCCGUUGUAAAUGCAGGUUUUGCCAAUGAACCUACAGUCUCUCCAAGGAAGCAGUUGGAUAGUGACACUUGUGAUCACACAGAAAUGAAGUUUAAGCGAUCACUCAGGCGGCGAAAUGGUAUCUACUAUGGCGUGUUUGAUAUUAGCUCUGAAGAAGAAUCAGAAUACCAACUACCUGUCCAAGAUCAUCCUAUGAAGCGUCCACGACAAAGAAAUGAUGCAUCCAGAAUCAUAAAAAAGGCCAAAUGUGAAAUGGAGCCUUCAAGAUGGCAUCCAGAUGAAGGGCAAAAAAGACCUGUCAUUGAUGAAGCUCCUGUGUUCUAUCCAACUGAGGAGGAAUUUGCAGAUACACUUGGCUACAUUGCUAGCAUAAGAAAGAAAGCAGAAAAGUAUGGUAUCUGUCGUAUUAUUCCUCCUCAUUCUUGGUCACCGCCAUGUCCUUUGAGAAACAAUAACUUUUGGAGUCACACUAUGUUUAACACCCGAAUUCAAGAAGUUAACAAGCUUCAAAACAGAGAACCAAUGAGAAGAAAAGGCAGGAAUCGUUGUGAGAAAAGAAGAAAAAGAAAAAGACGCCUAAGAUUUGGGAUGGCACGCAGGAGAAAUUCCUCUGCUGUUUCUGAAUCCAAUGACUGUGCUGGCUCAGACAAUGAUGAGAAGUUUGGUUUUCAAUCGGGCUCGGAUUACACUCUUGAGACAUUCAAGCAAUAUGCUGAUGAAUUCAAAAGAGAGUACUUUGGAAUGAAAGAUAGUAGUGAAAAAGAUGAGUGCCAACCUUCAGCAGAGGAUAUUGAAGGAGAAUAUUGGCGGAUUGUUGAGGAUUCAACUGAUGACAUUGAGGUACUUUACGGUGCUGAUCUUGAUACUGCCAAUUUUGGUAGUGGAUUUCCUAAAACAUUCUCUGAGAACAAGGCUGAAUUGGACCCUUAUGCACUUUCUGGUUGGAACUUAAAUAAUUUACCAAGACUUGCUGGAUCAGUUCUUUCAUUUGAGAAGGAGGAUAUAUCUGGUGUCUUGGUGCCUUGGCUAUAUGUCGGAAUGUGUUUUUCAUCAUUUUGCUGGCAUGUGGAAGACCACCAUCUUUAUUCUCUAAACUACAUGCACUUUGGUGAUCCAAAAGUUUGGUAUGGGAUUCCAGGCAUUGAUGCAGUGAAGCUGGAGGAUGCCAUGAAAAAACAUCUUCCUGAGUUGUUUGAGGAACAACCAGAUCUGCUGCAUGAACUGGUUACACAGUUGUCUCCUUCCAUCCUAAAAGCUGAAGGAGUUCCUGUUUACCGUGCCAUUCAAAAGUCUGGAGAAUUUGUUCUUACUUUUCCAAGAGCGUAUCAUUCCGGUUUUAACUGUGGCUUCAAUUGUGCUGAAGCAGUAAAUGUUGCACCAGCAGACUGGCUUCCACACGGUCAAUGUGCUGUUGAGUUGUAUAGUGAACAACACCGGAAGACUUCGUUGUCCCAUGAUAAGCUAUUGCUAGGUGUUGCAUGGGAAGCUGUCAAAGAGAAGCUGGGGGAGUCUCCCAUGUACACCAAUGCAAAAUUCAAGACAUGGCAAAACUUUUGUGGGAAGGAUGGAGUACUAGCUCAGGCCGUUAAGGCAAGAAUCACUCUGGAACAUAAGAGAAGGGAGAGUAUCUCUAGUAUUUCAUCCGUGAGAAAGAUGGAUAGGGAUUUUGACUACUCAACCGAAAAAGAAUGCUUUUUGUGCUUUUAUGAUUUACACCUUUCUGCUGUUGUUUGCGAAUGCAAUUCUGAUCGAUUUGCAUGUCUAUCUCAUGCAAAACUAAUGUGUUCCUGUGAUCCUAGUAAGAGAUGUCUACUUGUUCGAUAUAACUUGGAAGAAUUAGAUGCUCUUGUGGCAGUUCUUGAAGGCAACCUCAGUGCAAGGAAGCUCCCCAGAUUAGACGGCAUUGAAAUGCUAUUGCCCACACAGUCAAAACUCUUAGAUCGUUCUAAAGAUUCCAUGGAACAAAGCCUAUCUGAGUACAAAAGUUCAUUGACUGAUGUAAUUGCUAUGGAUGCUGAUGCUGGAGAACAUUGCAAGGAUAAUGCUAAACAAGUAUCUGGCGCACUCUGUUCUGGACAUCGAGAGUGUAAGAACUCCAAUCUUUUACAAGAACCAGAACAAAUCUUCAACAUGAAUAACCCAUUUGAAUCCAGAAAUACUGAUUCUACAGAAAGUAGUAUAGGAAACAGACGGACAAAAGCCUUUUCUGGGUCUGUAAAAGAAAGGAAUAGCACAAUAGAAAAUUCUGCUGCAGCUGAGCUAGAAGUGAGAUCAGAUCUAGUGCUGCGUAAUGAUGUAGGAUCUGCAAACUCAUUAAAAGGAAAAGAUAAUUUCCUGUCCGGCCAGAAUUUGAACAAAGGUAUGAAUCUGGAUUUGAACAUGGCACAACCAUCUAUGGAGCCCAAAAUUGAAACUCAAGAUGGUGGUUAUGUUGAACACAAGGAAGCAAUGAUAAGUUCUGUCAUGGUACAUAAGAAUUGGAACUCUGACAUGUCUAGACAGGACCGCUCAAGUUUCAGUGUUAAGUGUGUAAGCGGUAAAGGUAGAAUUAGAACUCGAAUCGAGAAUGAUAAUAUGCUGACAAAUAAGGGCAUAACAAUAAUAGAUUCUGAUUGUGUCUCUUCAAGGGCCCUCAGUCCCUUGCCUGAUUUGAUUUCUUCGCAUGCUUGUUCUGAAGGACUUUGGAAUAAAGCAUCAUAUUCAAGAGAGACUGACUUCUCUUGUAAAUCUAGUCCUAAACUUUUCGGAGUGAACCUGCAGCAUCAACUCUGUAGUGCAUCUACCCUUUCAGAUAGUCAAGGGAGUCAUUCUAUGAGGGAUAGUUCUAACUAUUCUACUACAUUUAGUCAAAAUUUUCAUGGCUUCGAAAAGAAGCAUGAUAUGCUGAAAUAUAGGAUAGAGCCUCUUAACUUUGGAAAGUUGAUGCUUGGGAAGCAGUGGAGUUGUAGGCAAGCCAUCUUUCCAAAUGGAUUCAGAUCCCGCAUCAACUUUUUUAGUGUGCUUGAUCCAACUAAGCUCUGUAAUUAUAUUUCAGAAGUACUUGAUGGUGGUCUACAGAAACCUUUGUUCAAGGUGUCAGUGGAAGACAAUCCAGAGAUUUAUUUUUCAAGCACAUCUGCUUUACUAUGUUGGGAAAUGGUUCGAGAAAGACUCAAUCAAGAGAUUGUUCGACAACGUAAUCAAGGAAAGCAUGGCCUUCCUGAGUUGCAAUCCCCUGAGUCCAUAGAUGGGCUUGAAAUGUUUGGGUUUUUGUCUCCAGCAAUCAUUCGCGAUAUCGAAGCCCUGGAUCCCCACCAUCAGACUUCAGAAUACUGGGAGUCUAAGUUUAGUUUGUCUUCAGUAUCUGAGCUGAAUGAUGCGAAAAAUGUGGCUGCCGAAGCUCCACUGACUUUAGACACUGAUGUCAACAGAAGUGGUUGCAGUCUCAACAAAGGAAAGUUGUUCGGAGUCGAUUUAACUAAGACAGGAGAGGAUGCGCCAUCCCAUGGAAACACCAAGGAGUCGGUCGAAGAGGUUCAUAGCGUAUUAGGACGCCUCUUCGAAAAGGCCAGCCACGACGAAUUAAGCAUGCUGCUGAAAGUUUUCUGCAGCAAGUCCGGGAGCAGCUCAUGGAGUGCAGCCUAUGUAACUCUGUUAGACAAGAUCCAGAAGAAAGUACAUAAAUAAGAACAGAAGCGGCAUAUGACCAGUUUCCCCCCCCUCAGUUUUCUCGUAAGCUGGCUGCGCUCAAGAAUCUGGAAUCAAGAUCGAACACUGCUUGUCCCAUCCGCUAUUCUUUUCGUCGAGUCUGACUCAUUGAAUUCGAUUAGUGCAUCAUCAUCAAAGCCCCCCAUUUGUUUUUUUAGAUAACAAAAAAAUCACUGGCUCUCGCACGGUUGAACUGACUGUGCACCGAGAUUAUGUUUCUAGUGUUCUUGGCCAUUGCCUGAGAGGUUGCCUGAUGUGAAUAAUUGGUCGCGACACAGACCAUUGUAAAAAAAGAUAGCUUAAGGCUAACUUAUACAUCCAAGACCUCUUGUUUUUCUAACAUAUGAUAGAUGUUGUUUUA